GAGCCAGUCUCCGCUGGUGCUGUGGGUGCAACUGCAACAACAACAACAACAACAACAACAACUUUGUUACAUUCAACGGCCAGACUUUGACAGAGACGGACAAACUCUCAUUGGGUUCUGUUGGGCACUUUGUUUUCCACAUUCGGCGUCCAGCAUGUCCCAGCAAAGAGGAUCGUGAACCAAACAAACAAACCAAAAAACCAAACUUUCGGGCGUCGUCUGCUUCUCCGUGUGUGCGUCUGUUAUUUUUCGGGGGGUUCCUUGGCGAAAUAAUAAAAAUUGCAAGUGUAUCGGAUGACUUUUCGUGAGCAGUGCCGUUGUCUACUAGUACUCCGUGAAUUGGAUAUAGGCGCAGAAAGUGCUCCCCCUCAACCCGCGAUCUAUUGUGUUGGUUUUUUUAGUUGGCAACUCCGCCCCGGCAGAAACUUAAUCCGCCGGCGUUAUGACAACAACAAGAAGAAGGAGAUCAGGAGCCAAUAAGGAGGAGGACGACGACGCGAGACAACAUCAGAGACCGUGUUGCUGUUGUUCCUCGACGGCGGCGGUGGUUUUAAUGGACGUCGGCAACUUGAUCCAUCACCGCCAACCCAUUACCACCACCAGCAGCACUCGCUCCCUACUGCUCCUACCGCUCCUUCUUUUGCUCCUCACUCUACUUGAAGCAGCCGAGUCGAUUCGACUGGAACAUGUGGAAGUGCCGAGCGUCGUGGCCGUGGGCGAGCCGGCCGCUUUCCUCUGCGACGUCGACCUGGAAUUUGACAACGAACUCUACUCCGUCAAGUGGUACAAAGACAGCGAGGAAUUCUACGAGUGGAAGCCGAAAAGGACGCCUUCCGUUCAGAUUUAUCCCGUCGAGGGCAUCCAAGUUGACAGGGAACGGUCGGUCAGAGAGGCGGUGGUUCUGCGCUCGGUGACUCCGGCAACGGCGGGAUUCUUCCGAUGCGAGGCCUCGGGCGAAGGGCCGGCCUUUCGAUCCGUUUCGGGAGGUGCGGCUCUGUCGGUUGUCAUUUUGCCCAAGAAGAAACCGGCAAUCUUCGGCGGCUACGUCAUCAACGAGCAAGACGGAACGGUGGAACUCAACUGCACGACGGAUCCCUCACGGCCGGCCGCCCAGAUCCGGUGGCUCAUCAACAACGUGCCAGUCAAUCCGGAACUGAUCCAGGAGACCAGCAUUAGCCGGACAUCGUCCGGAUUGGAGACGAGUUUCUCCGUCCUGGAACUGCAGUCACGCGAUCAUUUCCCGCGUUCCGGCAAAUCGUCAGGAGCCCUCAAGGGCAGUUCCAGCAGCAACACGGCGACGGUGACGUGCGAGGCCGCCAUCCCUUACUCGACUCAAAAGGCAGCGGCCGCACCGUCCAUGUCUUCCGUCACCUACUGGUCCACUCUGUCAUCUUCGUCCACCUACUCCAACGGCGGAAGCAACGCCGUGGCGGAAUCGGCGCACCAGUUCCAGAGGCGGAUCGCAUCCGACAGUCACCAGCACGGCGAGCGAAUAUUCCGCAGCCGCCACGUCGCCAGCGCCGAAACUCUUCAAUCGCUGACUCUACGAACGGAAAUCUUAAUUUACGUCAACUCUGGAAGGUGGGCGAUGGGGUCGAUCCUGACGCUCUUCACAGCUCUGAUGACGUCCUAUUGUCUUAGUUAAAAUCAAAUAUAAUUAGUUCACCUGUUUCACAUAUAAAUACAUUUACUCUGAUUUCACACCCGAUUAAAAACUGAAAAACUAAAAAAAAAAACUUUUCCCUUUUUU
Messenger RNA from Daphnia pulicaria, 1750 nucleotides. RefSeq lists its product as uncharacterized. The coding region runs from base 443 to 1645 and encodes 400 amino acids. Lineage: Eukaryota; Metazoa; Arthropoda; Branchiopoda; Diplostraca; Daphniidae. The transcript is spliced from 5 exons. The record is from RefSeq and is a predicted model, not a curated record.